UUUGUGCCGGCCAUUACAAAAGUUUCCCUGCCCUUUUCUCCUUGGUUGCUUUCAAUUUGCAAAAGGUGUGACACAAACAUCUGUGUUAAUUAGCCCCUUAUCUUCUCCAAAAGCUUCACAACCGCUUGAUUAUGUGUAUUGCCUAUAUUGAAUUUGAACAUUUUAGUCGAUGGGUUUACUAUUCAGAAUGCAGCUAGCCCGAAGUUUCUCUGCCAUGGCGCAUACGCAAUUUGAAGAGUCUCUGAAUUCUAUGACAACAAUGUUAGAGUUGUAAACAACACGUUUGAUCUACGUUCAUCAUUAUUAGCGAAGAACGAGAAAGCUAACUUUGUAAAAGAUGAGAGACAGGAUUUAUUGAUGGAAUGCUCUAGCAGACAACAUGGUGGAACCCCUUGAUUGGAUGAAGUCAAAGAAGAGAAUAUAGAAGAAAAACCAGGAAGAAAACACAGGAAAAAUGUAUUCACCUUGCAUCAGAGAGUCUUCGGAAGUUUGCUUUCAUGGGUGUUGUCCGACAACGUUUCUCGGCCUGUCUGAACCUCAAACUACUGUGACAUCUUUAACAAGUGCUGCUGUUUCUCGGUAUGACUUUGAAGUUUCCAUGGCUUCCUCUAUAUACCCAAAUUCUCAAUUCACCAAUCACGAGUCUCUCCCCUCAUUACAUGAAUCAUUCUCCAAUUUCAUCAAAGCAUUUCCACAGUAUUCUCUGACUGAGAAGGCUGACAAAAUCCGACAACAAGAAUACUACCAUCUUUCGCUGUCCAAACAUGUAUGUCUUGAUUAUAUUGGCCAUGGACUCUUCUCCUACUUCCAGCAACAGAGUCAAUAUUCUCAGGCUUCUUCAAGUGCUUCAACUUCAACUUCUCCACCACUGCAUUCUAGUGCUGCUUUUGGAACACCAUUUUUCGAUAUUUCCUACAGGUCAGUGAGCUUGACCUCUCAAUUACAAUAUGCUGCUCCAGAAUCAGACCUGGAAAAUAAUAUUCAAAAAAGAAUUACGGCCUUCAUGAAUAUAUCCGAAGAUGAUUACAACAUGGUUUUCACUGCCAAUCAGUCAUCUGCAUUCAAACUUCUUGCAGACUCGUACCCAUUCCAAUCCCAUAGAAAUCUCCUUACGGUUUAUGACUACGAGAACGAGGCGGUGAGAGUGAUGAUUGAAAGCUCAAAGAAGAAAGGAGCACAGGUCACCUCAGCUGAGUUCUCGUGGCCUUCACUGAGAAUCCAGUCAGGAAAACUACAGAAGAAGAUCGCGAGUAAGAAAAAGAAUAGAGGGCUAUUUGUUUUCCCACUUCAGUCAAGGAUGACAGGAGCUAGUUAUUCAUAUUUUUGGAUGAGUAUGGCCCAGGAAAAUGGGUGGCAUGUCUUGCUUGAUGCAACUGCAUUGGGACCUAAGGAUAUGGAGACUUUAGGCCUCUCCCUCUUCAAGCCUGAUUUUCUUAUUUGCUCCUUUUUCAAGGUUUUCGACGAGAACCCAUCUGGUUUUGGGUGUCUGUUUGUGAAAAAAUCAAGUAUUUCUGUUUUAAAGGAUUCAAAUACUUCUACAAGCGUAGGUAUAGUAAAGCUUGUGCCAGCAACAAGACCAUCUCAGCAAUCCGAAGAGUCUUCUAUGGCUGAUAUAGAAGCUGAGUCAAAGGCAAAUCUCGAGCUAUCUGAUGCUGAUGUUUUGCCAGGCUCAUCCUCAAAUCCAAUGCUGAUCAGUCAGCAGGUAAGCAGCAAAACUUCUGAACUACACGAAAUUGAAGAGAUUGCUGAAAAACAGAAAGCCCCAGAGAUCGAGAGAAGCAUCGAUAGGAUCCCGGAACUCGAAUAUAGAGGAUUGGAUCACGCAGAUUCACUGGGCUUGAUACUAAUCAGUGCGAGAGCAAGGUACUUGAUAAACUGGCUGGUAAAUGCAUUAACGAGUCUUCAGCAUCCACAUUCAGAAAAUGGGCAACCCCCAAUCAGCAUCUACGGGCCAAAGGUAAAGUUUGACAGAGGACCAGCAGUGGCAUUCAAUGUAUUUGAUUGGAAAGGAGAUAAAAUUGAUCCUGCACUUGUACAGAAACUUGCUGAUAGAAACAACAUUUCUUUAAGUUAUGGAGUUCUGCAAAACAUUUGGCUCCGUGACAAGCAUGGAGAAGAGAGGAGAUGGACAUUGGAGACAAUAACAGGUGGAGGAGGAUCAAUCUUAAAUGAGAAGAGAGAGAAACCCCAUUCUGGUAUUUCAGUUGUGACGGCUGCUCUUGGAUUCUUGACAAAUUUUGAGGAUGUUUAUAGGCUUUGGUCAUUUGUUUCACGAUUCUUGGACGCAGAUUUUGUUGAAAAAGAGAGAUGGAGAUACACGGCUCUUAAUCAGAAGAUAAUUGAAGUCUAGUUUACACUCAAUUCUUUUAUUAUUUCAUAUUAUUAGGGUCAAUUAUUUUACCUGCAUUAUCAACAAAUAAGCUAAUAUUGAGAUAAAAAUAGGGGUAAAAUUAU
Messenger RNA from Manihot esculenta (cassava), 2454 nucleotides. Its product is annotated as molybdenum cofactor sulfurase 3. The transcript is spliced from 2 exons. The coding region runs from base 455 to 2350 and encodes 631 amino acids. NCBI's taxonomy places the organism in Eukaryota, Viridiplantae, Streptophyta, Magnoliopsida, Malpighiales, Euphorbiaceae. The record is from RefSeq and is a predicted model, not a curated record.